CCCCGAGGUAUUUUGCCUUCUCGAGUUUCUAUCUUGUUCCGAAUUUGCCCUGCAUCUCAUUGUAUUUGUGUCACUCUAAUUUUUCUUUUGUCGCUGUUUUCUUGCAGAACCAUCCUACUAUGACUUCCCUUCCUCCUCUUCCUGAGGAUGGAGAAGUCGAAGAACGGGGCAUCGUUGCCGAAGAUACCCCAGGUUCUUCUAUUCCUGAAAGUGAAGUCGCGGGUUCCCACAAAUCUGCGGCUUCCCAUGAAAAGGAAAUUGAAUCUGAGGCCAGUGAAUCGACGCAAUCCCUUCCUCCUGCAGUUUCCCCAAAGAACAAAAGGAAAAGGCAUGAUGCCGAGGAUUCUGGCACUUCUAAGGCUGAAGAAGCUGGUCCUUCUAAUCCGAAGGCAGCUUACGAUCCUUAUGUUGAAUCCCUCAUCAGCUCUGAUGAGGAGGAAGAAGUACCAGUUACUGACGUGGCUCCUCGAACAAGCACGUCACGUACUGUACUUGCCUCAGACACGCUAGUUGAAGGAGAAGAAACGUCGCCUCCUCAACAAGACGUCGUCACCACUACUCCGCCAUCAAGCCCCCGUGUCCCUUCACCAAAAAGGGCAAGGGUUGAAAAGAUUGUUGAUUCCGCCCUCGGUUGGGCGGUUCGUCGACUUUGCUCUUAG
Messenger RNA from Lolium perenne, 659 nucleotides. The record is from RefSeq and is a predicted model, not a curated record. Lineage: Eukaryota; Viridiplantae; Streptophyta; Magnoliopsida; Poales; Poaceae.